AUGACUACAGACAAAAGAUUUCAAGUACAAACUUGUCAAUUUUUAUCCAAUCCUUCAUUAGCCAUAAAAUACCAUCAAAGUUCUCCUGAUGCUAUUCCUGUUGUAUUUAUGGGCUCAAAGACGUCCAAGACAACCAUAGGAAGAGGUCACGACGCGACUGUCCAGAUUGGCAAGUCGAACAAACGGGUUUCUAGGGAACAUGUUGUUAUUGAGCAUAAACCCAAUUUUAAUGGCUAUGAAUUGACUAUUUUAUCGCCUAAUGGUGCCUUGAUAGAUCAUAUUAUUUUUAUUGAAGGGGAACAUGUGCCUGUGAUGGAAGGAACGAUGAUUGAAAUAGUAGGCACAAGGCUGAUAUUUAAGGCACCUAAAGAAGAAACCAUGGUGAUAAAGCAAACAAUGGAAAAAAGAGUGCAAAAGAAAGGGCAUUGUCUGUCGAACGAGAUAGAGACAGCCGUAUGCCAUGAGUCUAACCUGCUUGUCAAGACAACAACAAAAGUGAAAAAACGUACACUAGAAGAUCAAAUCAUACAGACAUUAGUUUAUACACGCAAAUCUACCAUGACAUGCAGUGAUAUUGCAAACAGAAUAGAAGGACAUGCUAGGAUAGACAUCAUCAACACAUUGAUCCAUUCACCCUUGAUUGGAUGCAUUAAACGACUGGGUAAAACGGCAGAUGGAUCACCUAAAGAAGACUUGUAUUAUUACAAAGCAGAUGUGGAUCAGAAUCAAGAACGAAGGAAGCGAUAUUCAGACAUUGGUAGAAGUGCAAGGAAAUGCACAAUGAAGGAUACUCAGUAUUAUUUCAAGGCAAGUAUUCCACCUAAAUUAAAUCAUCAUAAAUCAAAGCAUACAGUCAGUAUGCGAUCCAAAAAGAAGGCAGAAAUCAAUCAACGCCAGGAUGAAGAUGAAGUAGGAUCAAACAGCAGUGGUGAUGUGAGUGAUAUGGAGGUGUAUGAGUUAUUUAAAGAUGUGUAA
Messenger RNA from Gilbertella persicaria, 975 nucleotides. RefSeq lists its product as uncharacterized. The record is from RefSeq and is a predicted model, not a curated record. The coding region runs from base 1 to 975 and encodes 324 amino acids. Lineage: Eukaryota; Fungi; Mucoromycota; Mucoromycetes; Mucorales; Choanephoraceae. The transcript has 3 exons. Gene Ontology annotation, molecular function: protein binding.